ACAACAGUGUCGGUCAAAUUUGCCAGAGAUUCAUUUAUUUUAUUAGUUGAUAUAUACCUAUCUGGACAAAUAACUUUGUUUGAAAUCAUCCCAAUCCCAUCUAAAUAAAAUUUAGAAGGGAUGCAUCUAGGACAUAUUUUGCAAAUUAAUGUGGAGCAUAAUAAUUUGUAAUAUAUAAUAAUAAUAAUAAUAAUAAUAAUAAUAAUUGAUAAAUACUUAUUAAUUAUACUUAUGAUAUGACUAUAAGCAAAACACAUAAGUGACGAUUGCUGAUAGUCGGUUUUUUAAGAAAGAAAAUCGCAUUUUUAAGCGAAUGUCUGAAAAUACAAAGGAUUGUACCCCUGAACCACCAGGGGGCGGUGACGGACCUGAAAGUUUAGAAUCAUCAACUGACGGCAGCUGAGGAAGAGGAGAGAAGAGGAAAACCUUACGGAUAAUAUGGUAGUUGAGUUCCAGUUUCCUAAUUAUAUUAAAUAUCAGCUUCUAAAAAAGAAAACCUAUUUUUACCAGCUCCGUCUUUAAAACGUACAAAACCAUUAACCGACAACCGCAGCAUAUUGUCAGGUCCCUAAUUUUGCUAACUUGAGCCACAAGGAGCGACAGUCUUUAGUCGUUAUCGUAAAUAACAGGCGGUUCUUCAUCACCGAGGACAACCACAGCCUGUCAUGUCGGAGGACCUUGAAUUCGGAGAUGACCCGACCAUGAUGACCAUGGAGGAAGAUGGAGAGGCGAGCAACGACGAAGCAAUGUCUGCCACGGCUGACAGUGGCCUAGCAGGGGCCGAGUCCGAGGGAUCAAAAAUUGAUGCCAGCAAAAACGAAGAGGACCAAGGGAAGAUGUUUGUGGGGGGGCUGAGCUGGGACACCACCAAGAAAGACCUGAAGGAUUACUUCUCCAAGUUCGGAGAGGUGGUGGACUGCACUCUGAAGCUGGACCCUAUGACCGGCCGCUCCAGGGGCUUCGGCUUCGUGUUGUUCAAGGAGGCGGACAGUGUUGACAAGGUGGUCACACAGAAGGAUCAUAAGCUUAACGGGAAGGUGAUUGACCCCAAGAAGGCCAAAGCUAUGAAGAGCAAGGAGCCGAUCAGGAAGGUCUUUGUGGGCGGUCUCUCUCCCGACACCCCAGAGGAGAAACUCAGGGAGUACUUUGGUGCUUUUGGAGAGGUGGAGGCCGUAGAGCUGCCGAUGGAGAACAAGACCAACAAGCGGAGAGGUUUCUGCUUCAUCACGUUCAAAGAGGAAGAGACGGUGAAGCAGAUCAUGGAGAAGAAGUACCACAACAUCGGCCUCAGCAAGUGUGAGAUCAAGGUGGCGAUGUCGAAGGAACAGUACCAGCAGCAGCAGCACUGGGGGGGCCGAGGGGGCUACGGCUCCCGACCUCGGGGAAGAGGGGGACCCAGUCAACACUGGGACCAGGACUACGACAACUAUGGCAACCAAGGGUACGGAAACUACGGUAACUACGGCUACAACAAUCAGGGCUACGGCGGCUACGGCGGAGGAUACGACUACUCCGGCUACAACAACUACUACGGCGGAUACGGUGACUACGACAAUCCGGAGGGCGGAUACGGCAAGUCGCCGCGACGAGGGGGCCACCAGAACAGCUACAAACCGUAUUAACGCCACGGCACGGCCACACCUGUUCCAAGAAGGUACGUGCCAUCCCCACGGCCGUACCGCCAACCCCUCCCAGUCAUAGUCGUGUCUGUUUGACGUAAACGCGUCAUGUUUAUAUUUGUCGUACGGUAAAACAUUAACGUGUAAUCUUUGCCGUUUUGAUUAAUUCAUUUUUUGCCUGUGUUUUUUCUUCUCCGCACCCUCAUGUGCUUGACAACUAGUUUUUAACAUAGCCGGCCUUCUGCUGCUGUCGUUGUGCAUCUUUGUGUUGUCUUUCUUUUAACUGUAGAGUUAACAGGUAACGUACUGCUACUACUACUACUACUACUACAGUAAAAUGGAUGCCAAAAGCCCAAAAAAAGUUAAGGAUGGAAAAAGAAUGACAGAAAGAGCUCCCAGAAGUGUGUUUUGUCUCCUAACUCUCACAUACCUUGUUUGUACCUGCCAGCGGACAUUCCUUGCAGGCGAACCAGCUCCACCCCCAGAUACUCUGUGCCCGCUCAGUGCGGACGGGGUACGAGAGGCAUAGGCUCUCGAAUGCCGCCAUUUGGUAUGGUCCUCCUACACCCUGUAUCCGCAUUUCUAAACUGAAAUCACAAAUAAUGAUUUUUGUUUUUCUUUUAAUUCUGGGGGGAGGGGAGAAACCCCCCCCGCCAGUUUGACGUUGUCAUUUCUUUUCAGUUUGAGCUGUUGUAUUUUAUUUAUUUUAUUGUAUGUAAAUGUAAAAAAAAAAAGAAUUAAGUAAUCGUAUGUAAUUGUUAAUUUUUUUGCAGGCCUUGUACUGCCAAUCCCUUCCCCCAGAUGUAAUGGUUAACUAUAUAACUGAUUUGCUUUUCUAGACGUACAGCAUUCUUUGGACUUUCCAGUUGCUUUUUCUUAAUUCAAAACGAUGUAUUCCUAAUGGUAUCUUUUUUUAAAUGCUUGCUUUCUCUAUUUAGCGCCACUUGUAGCAGUAAUAGCCUGUAGUCCAUGAGCUAAAACCUGGUCGGUACAUGGACGUGUACACGAAGCCUUGGUUCAUGUAAUUGUACCUGUAUUUGUCAUUUUGCUUUGUGUUACUGACAGGAAAGAGGAAAAGACUCGCUCUCUUUUAAACCUUGUUAAUGUCCCUCUCUAACAAAUUCUCUUUUUUUUAAUAUAUGUAAAACACGGACGAAUCUAGAAAGUACCGCUACAUCUGCAGAAAUUUGCAUGUAAUGUUUUUUAUAAAUGUGUAUCUUUUUUAGUAAAUAAGUACUUCAAUUGAGUACUCUGGCCUCCUUUGACAUCUACCAUUUUGUACGCUGGGAUUUCUAGCUUAUGGACUAACUAUGGUGGUUUAAAAUCUUAAAACGUGUUCUAAGAGUGGUCCUCAGUUUCUCCUCUAUGAUUAUUGACCUUGAUAAAUACAGGGGGUUCCUAUGGUUUGUGGCUGAGGCCCUGCUUGUCUGACGUUCAUCCCCGGCCUGAAGGCAUCUCUGUUUGUUUUUAUUUUUCCAGGCUUCAAGAUGGCGGUAGAAGAAGAAUCUGCGCGGGGGGGCAACGGAUGGCGUGUGGUGUUGAGGAGGCACAAGAAUCCAGUCAGAGGUUUUCAGUCCAUUGUUUUUAAUUCAGAGGUGGUCCUCCAAUCACAUAAUUUUAUCACUAUCCUUAUUUUAUUCUAUUCGUCAAAGAUUUGACUUUUUUGCUGGGUUUUGGUACGCAAAAAACAGGAUUGCUAAGAAAGACACCACUUUCCUUUUAAAGUGAUCAACUUUUUGCAUCAACCAGUUCUGAAUGGCAGUAUGUACUGGAUAAGCUGAGCCAAUAGGAUAUUAUUGAUUUUUGUGCUGGGAAACAUUCAAUCAGUUACCUGCCAUCGUAGUCCUCAUUGUAGUUAUAAUAAUAUAUACAUUGUUACAGAUUUAAGCAGUAUUUGUUUACUUAUAUACAGUGGAAUGGACACAAACAUAACACGUGGAAUAAUAAAAAAUAAAUACAA
Messenger RNA from Gadus macrocephalus (Pacific cod), 3579 nucleotides. RefSeq names its product heterogeneous nuclear ribonucleoprotein D0-like. The coding region runs from base 666 to 1622 and encodes 318 amino acids. Lineage: Eukaryota; Metazoa; Chordata; Actinopteri; Gadiformes; Gadidae. Gene Ontology annotation, molecular function: RNA binding. Gene Ontology annotation, biological process: regulation of gene expression. The transcript is spliced from 7 exons. The record is from RefSeq and is a predicted model, not a curated record. Gene Ontology annotation, cellular component: nucleoplasm.